GAAGACUUGAAGCAAUCUACACCCCCACACCUCCUAUCCAAAUCCUUCGAAAUCUUUUACCUGAUUCCAUUCUACUAGACUUCUAUUUUGUUCAACGUGCCAUCACUGAAGCAUUUGACAUUCAUUAG
Molecule: messenger RNA, 128 nt
Organism: Acaulospora morrowiae
Lineage: Eukaryota; Fungi; Glomeromycota; Glomeromycetes; Diversisporales; Acaulosporaceae
Source: the annotation of a GenBank genome assembly